Pipra filicauda (Wire-tailed manakin) is the source of this 2866-nucleotide messenger RNA. RefSeq names its product reticulon 4 interacting protein 1 (gene RTN4IP1). The record is from RefSeq and is a predicted model, not a curated record. Gene Ontology annotation, molecular function: zinc ion binding; oxidoreductase activity. Lineage: Eukaryota; Metazoa; Chordata; Aves; Passeriformes; Pipridae. The transcript has 11 exons. Gene Ontology annotation, cellular component: mitochondrion. The coding region runs from base 44 to 1327 and encodes 427 amino acids.
GGUCCCGGUGCCGGUCCCGCGGCCCAUCCCGGCUGCCCCGACCAUGCUGUCGCGGGGAGCGGCGGGCUGGCGGGCGCUGCGCUGGGCGGGCAGGCGGCCGCGGGCUCGUGGGCUCCGCGCCUCUCCGCGGGCUUGGAGCGCCAUGCCCAGCUGGGUCAUAGACCGGUACGGCAGUAACGAGGUGCUGCGCUUCACCAGGGACAUGGUGUUCCCCAUCAUACACUUCCCGAACGAGGUCAUCAUUAGGGUUCACGCUGCGAGCCUGAACCCCAUCGACCUCAGCAUGAGAAGUGGUUAUGGUGCAACCGCCUUAAAUAUGAAGCGAGAUCCCCUGAAACUCAAAACCGAGGAGACUGAAUUUCCACUAACACUUGGUCGAGAUGUCUCUGGUGUUGUUAUGGAAUGUGGACUGAGUGUGUCUUAUUUCAAACCUGGAGAUGAGGUGUGGGCAGCAAUUCCUCCAUGGAAACAGGGCACUCUGUCAGAGUUUGUGGUAGCUAGUGGAAACGAGGUGUCUUUUAAGCCAAAGUGUCUCAGUCACAUAGAAGCUGCUGCCUUACCAUAUGUUGGUCUCACUGCAUGGUCUGCACUUAACCAAGUAGGAGGACUGAACAAAAGUAAUUGUAGUGGGAAAAGAGUAUUAAUAUUAGGAGCUUCAGGAGGAGUUGGUACAUUUGCUGUACAGCUAGUGAAGGCCUGGGGUGCUCACGUGACAGCAGUUUGUUCUCAUGAUGCCAGCACACUGGUGAAAAAGCUUGGAGCGGAUGAUGUGAUUGAUUACAAAUCUGGAAAUCUGGAAGAGCAACUUAAAACAUUACCCUUAUUCGAUUUUAUCCUAGAUAAUGUUGGUGGAUCCACUGAGAAGUGGGCAUUAGAUCUCUUGAAGAAAUGGUCAGGAGCAACAUAUGUUACCUUAGUGACACCUUUCCUGAUCAAUAUGGACAAACUUGGAGUGGCUGACGGCAUGUUACAAACAGGAGUCACUGUUGGUUCCAAAACUCUAAAGCAUCUUCUUAAAGGAGUCCAUUAUCGGUGGGCUUUUUUCAUGCCAAGUGGCCCAAGUUUGGAUGAAAUAGCAGAACUAGUUGAUUCUGGAAAGGUCUCUCUUCUGUUUUGUGAAAGUGUACAGUGUCCUGUCACUAACUCUAAAUGGCGUAUCCUGGCUUUCCCAGCCGGCCAUAUGAUGAACCUGACAAGUCUCUUCAGUUUCCCAGCUGUGCACAGGACUCUGGAGAGCAGCCUCCAACAAGCAGGGGGAGCUUCUGUUUUGCCGGGCACCCACUUGGGAGAAAACCCUUACAAACCGUCUAUCCAUUUUCAUGUUUAAAAACAGACAUGAUAUGUAUCAGCCCGAGAAGCUUCCCUAAUGGUGACUUACAACUACAGCUAGCUGUCCAAGUGUCCUGAUUCAGCAUUCCUACAGGUACAACAGUACCCAUGCACUAUUAAAAGUAAAUUGGUUGUAUAAGGGUUCUGUACUUCUACAGUUUUUAGUGUUAAUGUUGAGAAAUAUUUAUGUUAAAAGACAGUACCAUAUGUUAUUAAAACUGAAAGAAUUAACAAAAAUGUAGUUCAGUCUUCCACUCUUAUUUAGCACUGUUCUUUAGGAAGAGCUCACCUACAUGUGGGAUCUUGCUAGCAGGUGGUAUUACACAAAGAUCAUAUGGGGUCAAUUUUGCUUUGUUUCCAUGAUUCUGAGCACCUUUUUCUGUGAAAUGGUAAAUGUUACUUACGGUAGCUAACACUGUCCUUAUGUCUCUAGACCAUGCUCUUAAAUAUUCUCUCAGUGGAAAAUGCUUUGAUAGAAGCUAUCUUCAUAUUAUUCCCCCUGUACUUUGUGAGGUUGAAUAGUUACCAUGUCAUUUCAGUUUACUGGUUUAUGACACUACUUACCAAAUACUGUGGACAAGUAAUUUAAGAUACAGGGGCUUCUUGGAACACAAGUGUUUGUGGGAGACAUUACUGUGACUUAAAUUGUCAGCAUUUAAAUUCUGUCCCAGUUCUGUAUUUUCUGGCUUCCACAAUGAUUACUAUUUAGUACUAUUUAGAUUCUGUUUGUUUCUUAAUGGUUGUGGUGUUGUCAUGUUUUUAAUUAUGAACUGCAUAUUUAUCAGCUAAAUGAUUCUGAAAAAAUACUUCUGUAUUAAUCAUCUCAAAUUAUUGCAAAACACAGCAAGACUCAGAGCUAAACAUCUUUAAAAACUCCAAAAGUUUAAAGAACAGAACAAAUUAAAUAUUUGCUAAUUUUAUAAAUCCUUCGUCAAGCCCAUAAGAAAUGCUGGCAUGGCCAGGGCAAAAUGAAGUAUUCUUUUUCCCUUCCCACAUUUCUCCACCCUACUCAACUGGUUUGGUUUAAAAAUUUGAUUACUUCCCCUCCAUGAAUUUUGAAGGAAAGACUUCAAUGUUCUUCUCGUCAUGGUUGCAGCCCAACAAUAGGAACAAAUUGUAUAGAAAGGAUAGAAGGAAAAAAACCACAACAACUUGGAUAAAUUAUAACAACGUUCUCAUGUUUUCCUACACAUUUUAAACCACAAUAAGGAAUUACUGUGCUGGGCAUCACUAUAACAUCCUGUUACAAGACAUACAGACAAUGAAUAAUGUAGCUGUUCUGAGUGUUAUCAAAAGCUCUUAUGUGAUCCAUGCUUCACCAUAUCUGAUUUUUUUCCAUUCUGUUUAUAUACCAUUCUCUUCAAUUCGCACAACUACAUCAAAAGAGCAAUCCCAAAGCCAUGGCUUAUGAAUAAGAUUCCCCAAAAAUCCUUCAGUUCACAUAUACAUUUAAAUAUACAUCCAAACAUAUGUAUCUGUACACAUGUAAAUAUAUAAAUGUAAAUAAAAUUGCUAUAUAUAUUUUAGCUUAUAAAAA